UUCCCCACUUCUCCCAACGAGUUUCGAGUCUCUCUUCUUUCCUCCUCCUUCACCCUCUCACUCCGUUCUGCUUGGACGGUGGCUGCAUUGAUGCACAAUGGGUUGUGGCAAUUCCGCAGCUACCAACACCGCGGGAGACGGGCCAGCUGAUGUCUCCAAAGAUGUGACAGAAGAACCCUUGGUAGACGAUGAGAGGAGAAUAAACUUUGGUGGCGUAUACGUCGGCAUACCAGCAGACCUGACGGCUGCGGCUGCCAGCCAGUCCUCAGAUUAGCAGCUACACUGAAGUGAACACAACACAGGAUUCCCGCGUAUUCAUUCACCCAGAGACCCUCGCGUGACAGGCCGAGAGCAUGGAGGCGCUCCUGUUCGGGCGACCCCCCACACUGAAUAAAGUCGCUUUAUAAAGUCGGUGUCCACGGCUUGAUCUGAGGAUGCUUCUUCCCGGAGCCGUGGGCGGCGCGGUGAUGCUGCAGGGUCGCACAACCAGAGGUCUUUGUGACGGCCAUCUUGGCGUCUCGCUCACUCGACUGGAACGUUCUCUUUGUUUCUCAGGAGGGGACAGGAGACCCAGACAACUCACUAACACGGGGGUACACAGACAUUCCCGAUAGCCCCCCUGCAAUAAUAAUAAUAAGAGUCACUGCUCAGUUAUUUCUCUCCGAAGCCAGCAAUGAUUCAUCGUUGUGGACGAGACAGAGUCAGAGCGUCAUAAAACAUCAACGCGUGAUGGAAAACAGAAAUGAUUUCAACCAGAGAGCUGCUGCAGCAGAAGAGAUUUUAAAUGAUGGGUCUAAAUGCUCAUAACAAUAAGACCCCCGUCCCCAAAUGUGCCGGGUGCGUCAACCAGCAUGCAGCUGCAUGGGGUCGUCACUUAACUCGUGCCCCACACUGGUAGUGUACAGCAUAUGACUCAUGCCACUUACAGGAUCUCUCUCUCUCUCUCUCUCAUAUUUUAUUGUGAAUGUUGUUCUUCUGUAUGUAAUCCUUGAAGGAUAAAGCUGAUGCUUUGCUGUACAAAUCGAGGACGUAAACCAACCAAUCUUGUGGCCUUCAGUAGCUGAUGGAGAUGUCGAGUGCAAAAUUGUGUUCACAUAAUGUGUUACGUGAAGAUAACAUAACAUAUAUAUAUAUAUACACUACCGUUCAAAAGUUUGGGAUCACUUAGAAAUGACUUUAUUUUUCAAAGAAAAGCACUGUUUUUUCAAUAAAGAUAACAUUAAAUUAAUCAGAAAUACACUCUCUACAUUGUUAAUGUGGUAAAUGACUAUUCUAGGUGGAAGUGUCUGGUUUCUAAUGAAAUAUCUCCAUAGGUGUAUAGAGGCCCAUUUCCAUCAACUGUCACUCCAGUGUUCUAAUGGUACAUUGUGUUUGCUAAUCGCCUUAGAAGACUAAUGGAUGAUUAGAAAACCCUUGUGCAAUUAUGUUAGCACAGCUGAAAACAGUUAUGCUGGUGAUAUAAGCUAUACAACUGGCCUUCCUUUGAGCUUGAAGUUUGUAGAACAAAAUUAAUAUUUCAAAUAUUAAUCAUUAUUUCUAACCUUGUCAAUGUCUUGACUAUAUUUUAUAUUCAUUUGAUAAAUAAAAGUGUGAUUUUUCAUGGAAGACACAAAAUUGUCUGGGUGAUCCCAAACUUUUGAACGGUAGUGUACAUAUAUAUACAUAUAUGUAUAUACAUAUAUAUAUAUACUGUUUAUAAAGGCUUCUGUAAAAGGUUACGGAUGAACCUUUAAGCUUCUUCACUCUGUCUUUGGCAUUCAGCCUCAAGCCCCUAGCACUGUGUUUAUUUGUCUUAUUGUCUUAUUAUCCGAUGUUAUGCACCACCCGCCAAGACAAAUUCCUUAAAUGGCCAACAUACUUGGCAAUAAAUGGUUGUAAUUCUGAUGCUGAUUAUUUAGUUCCCAUGUUAAAUCUAAUCCUCUUAAAAGAUUCAGUAAUUUCCCCAAACCCCUGGACGCUGUAUUUUUUCGCAAAAGUUACUAGAACAGGAUAUUUGCAUUUGUCAUUGACUAUUUUUCUUAUUAAUAGCCAUUUGGUGCUCUUGUGAGGUUUUUACAGAACAUGUCGGACAAAAACGAAUCUACAAUGCCCAUGUUCAUCAUAAUGAAUGAACGAGUGCAAUAUUGUGACAACAAUGGAAGUCUAUGAUGCAGAGGAAUAAAUAAAUAAAUAUAUAUCUCAGG
This is a messenger RNA of Pseudoliparis swirei, 2183 nucleotides long. RefSeq names its product overexpressed in colon carcinoma 1 protein. The transcript has 6 exons. The coding region runs from base 98 to 274 and encodes 58 amino acids. The record is from RefSeq and is a predicted model, not a curated record. Lineage: Eukaryota; Metazoa; Chordata; Actinopteri; Perciformes; Liparidae.